AUGAUGAUAACAGUCGUCAGCAUCUAUGGCAUCUGCUGGCUUCCGCUCCACGCCAUCACCAUAGCGUCAGACAUCAACAACGAGCUGGUCUACGCCCCCUACAUCCGCAUCCUCUGGGUCGCAGCGCACUGGAUCGCCAUGAGCAGCUGCGCUUACAAUCCAUUCAUCUACUGGUGGAUGAACCCUAAGUUCCACCAGGGAUACUUAUCCAUGUUCCAGCGCAUGCGCGGCGCCCUCUGCUUCCUGUGUGAGCGGAGCGGAAGAAAACAAUCUGCGUCUUCUCAAAGCAGUCGGCGAGUGUUCUCACAAUUCGGGAACGGUUCAGGAGACGUUCCUAGACUGUGCAGGCGCCAGUCCAACACCCAGAUGGUAGAGUUCACCAGCGUCUAUAACGACGAGCACCGGAAGUACGACUCGCUGGUCCUUACGGACCACGGCAAGGACAAAUCGUUGGCCAAGGGGACGGAUUUUAUUCCAGAGCUGAGCAAAAUUUCCGAGGUGACGGAAAACGGGCUCAGCUACUACGGGAGGAAGUCGCUGUGUUCGGAGAAUGAUGACUCCUCUCACGUCUGCAGGACGUGAGCUACAUGACUCUCCAGUGACUCUCACACACAGAGGAUCCAGUGACUCUCACACAGAGAGGAUAUAGUGACUCUCAUAAAGAGAGGAUCUUAGUUACUCUCACAAGGAAAGUACUCACUGACUCUAAAAAGGAAAGUACUUAGUGACUCUCACAAGGAAAGUACUCACUGACUCUCAAAAGAAAAGUACUCACUGACUCUAAAAAGGAAAGUACUCACUGACUCUUACAUUGAGAAAACUGUGUUACUCUUACAAGCAGUAUUGGUUAUUUAAACGUAUUAAAUGUGGCUUAGUAUUUAUUAAACGCGUGUUUUAAAUGCGUAUAGUUUAUUUAUGGAUGUCCUUGAACCUUGUCAACACAAAGUCACGUGAAUCACGUGUCACGUCAUGUGACACUUAUUGCCUGGUAUGUAAUUUGACAAUCAAGCGACAAAAUCCUGUACCAUUGUGUGUUGGGUAAAAUAUGUACUUAAAAUAUAAUAACCAGCCAUUUUUUUAUUGUGCCAAAUGUAUUUUUUAAAGAUUGUUAACACCUUAACCAAACUGCCCCACCCCACCCCUCCCCAUUUGCCCCAGGUAACAAUCUCAAGAACAAAAGAUGAGUGUAAUGCACGUGAGUGAUGAGCAUCAGCUUCAGUUCCCAGCCGAGGGCUGUAUCGAGCAGAAAAAACCUAAUUAAAACCGAGAUAUAACUUACUAAAUGCAGUAGGGGGGACAUUUUAUUGAACUAUGGUGUAGCCAUAGUAUCGAACUAAGGAAGAGGCCAUUUUG
Molecule: messenger RNA, 1353 nt
Organism: Physella acuta
Lineage: Eukaryota; Metazoa; Mollusca; Gastropoda; Physidae
Product: substance-P receptor-like
Biological process (GO): G protein-coupled receptor signaling pathway
Cellular component (GO): plasma membrane; neuron projection
Molecular function (GO): neuropeptide binding; neuropeptide receptor activity
Source: RefSeq, a predicted model, not a curated record